Messenger RNA from Yamadazyma jaroonii, 498 nucleotides. The record is from the annotation of a GenBank genome assembly. Lineage: Eukaryota; Fungi; Ascomycota; Pichiomycetes; Serinales; Debaryomycetaceae.
AUGCCUCCAAAAUUUGAUCCAAGUGAAGUUAAAUUCUUAUACUUAAGAGCUGUUGGUGGUGAAGUUGGUGCUUCAUCAGCUUUAGCCCCAAAGAUUGGUCCUUUAGGUUUAUCACCAAAGAAAGUUGGUGAAGAUAUUGCCAAAGCUACCAAAAACUUCAAAGGUAUCAAAGUUACUGUUCAAUUAAGAAUCCAAAACAGACAAGCUACUGCUUCAGUUGUUCCAUCUGCUUCUUCAUUAGUUAUCACUGCUUUAAAAGAAGCUCCAAGAGAUAGAAAGAAGGAAAAGAACGUUAAACACUCAGGUAACAUUCCAUUAGAAGAAAUUUAUGAAAUUGCUAGACAAAUGAGAGAAAAAUCAUUUGGUAAAAACUUAGCUUCAGUCACUAAAGAAAUCUUAGGUACUGCUCAAUCUGUUGGUUGUAGAGUUGAAGGUAAAAACCCUCAUGAUAUCAUUGAUGCCAUUAAUGCUGGUGAAAUUGAUGUUCCAGAAAACUAA